AUGAAGAACACGAUAAAAGAGCAGGACCACGCAGCAAGACCACGCAUUAAGGCGAAGAAUCAAGACGAAGGAGCAAGACGAUGCAGCAAGACGACGCAGCAAGACGAAGAAGUAAGACCAUACAGAAAGACGACGGAGCAAGACGAAGGAGUACGACCACGCAGCAAGACGAAGGAGCAAGAUGAAGGCACAAGACGAAGGAGCAAGACGAAUAAACGAAAGGGCAAGGCGGCGCAGCAAGACGAGGAAAUAAGACGAAGAAGCAAGACGAGGACGCAAGACUAUAGAGCAAGACGACGCACGAGACGAUACAGCGAGACGAAGGGAGAUGAAUUGAGACGAAGACGUAAGACGACAGAGCGAGAGGAAGGAACAAAACCACGGAGUAAGACGAAGAAGCAGGACAAUGGAGCAAGACAAAGCCAGACAAUAGAGCAAGACAAAGCCAGACGAAUAAACGAAGGAGUACGACGAUGCAGUAAGGCGAAGAGGCAAGACCACGCAUUAAGACGAAGAAGCAAGACGAAGAAGCAAGACGAAGAAGCAAGGCGAAGAAGCAAGACGAAGAAGCAAGACGAAGAAGCAAGACGAAGAAGCAAGACGAAGAAGCAAGACGACACAGCAAGACGAAGAAGUAAGACUACACAGGAAGACGAAGGAGCAAGACGAAAGAGUACGACUACACGCGAGACGAAGGAGCAAGACGACGCAGCAAGAAGAAGAAGUAAGACCACACAGAAAGACGAAGGAGCAAGACGAAGGAGCAAGACGAAGAAGCAAGACGAAUAA
Messenger RNA from Eremomyces bilateralis CBS 781.70, 789 nucleotides. RefSeq lists its product as uncharacterized. Lineage: Eukaryota; Fungi; Ascomycota; Dothideomycetes; Eremomycetales; Eremomycetaceae. The transcript is spliced from 5 exons. Bases 1 to 789 code for a protein of 262 amino acids. The record is from RefSeq and is a predicted model, not a curated record.